ACUCUCUUUACAAUAUACUUUAUUUUUAUGGUUUGACUGAGAAAUAAUCUUUUUCCAACCAAACAAACCUUUGGGCCGGGUUUAGUUAUAACGGAGAAAAUUUUCCUCCGUUUUUUCUUCGCUUAGAAGGAGAAGGGAAAAGGUUUAUCUCAUCUAUAAGAGGACAGGAAAAACAAGAGGGGGCGACCUUCCGAGUUUUUCUUUGGCAGCUUAUGUUGGUGGACCACUAAUUUGCUCUUAUUUUUCAUUUCCUAUUCACAAAAAUAAAACAUAAGAAACCAGUGGCACAAAUCCUUUUGAACUUCUUGUGGAUCAGAAAUCUCUCUUCUCUUCAGUUCAAUUCCGCAAUUGUACGCUAAAGAAAAGCAAAGAAUAAAAUUGAAGAAAAAAAAAGAUUGAUUAUUGAAAAAGGAGCAGCUGGAGAAAAAAAUUGAAACAUCAAGAGUUUCAUAGAAAUCAAUACUAAAAGAUGGCAGUACUGGGAGGAAGAGCGAUAGGGCUUUCGAGCUUUCCAUCAUCGUCUUCAUAUCUUGGUCGCAAUUCCAGAGCAACCACCUCCUCUUCAUCCUCUUCCAUUAUAUCAAUGCAGCAUAGUCUCAGUAAAUUGCCGAUUUUGCGUGGAAAUAUGGCCUGCUCUGCCGUGCAAGAGUCGUCCAGCCCUACAGCAACUGCCGAGACAAAGGCAGCGCCUGCCGCUGAAGCAAAGCCAGCUGCUGAUGCUGAGGAGGAGAAGGAAGUAAAGGCAGCUCCGAAAGCAGCUGCAAAAGCAAAGCCCAAAGCUGCAGCAAAAGCUCCUGUGAAGCCACUGCCACAGAUGAUGGAGGACGUGAUUCCUUCACUGAAAGCCAUACUCGAAGCUCAAGAAGAUCUCUCUGAAAUUCAGCUCUCCUUCAAAGACAACAAGUUGGAGGGUUCAUUUCUGAAGAAGGGCAAUCCCUAUUCCUUCUGGGCUUUCUUCCCUAAUGGAGUUCUUACAGGUCCAAAGGGGUUUUCAUUAUCCUCAUAUGGCUCGGAAGCAAGCACUGUUGAGCCAUUUCUCAUUGACGAGAAGAAAAUUACAGCCAAACAUGUAGUAUUCUGGGUAGAGAAGCGUUUGGCAGCACAAGGAAUUAUCCCUGUAUGGAAAGAAGAAUAACAAUGCAUUUCUGCCUAGUAAAUAUUCCCUAUGGGAAAAGAAACAACCAGCUGUAAAUUUUGUUCUAAUUCAUUCCACAUAUGAUGCAAGACAAUCCACCAUAGUAUCAUUUUUGUUU
Rubroshorea leprosula is the source of this 1253-nucleotide messenger RNA. The record is from the annotation of a GenBank genome assembly. Lineage: Eukaryota; Viridiplantae; Streptophyta; Magnoliopsida; Malvales; Dipterocarpaceae.